AAGAGCACCGGGAGAUACAGGGAUUGAAUGAAGUGUUGGACGAGAAUAGUGGUGACCCGGAAGCGAAAGAGGAGACACAAGAAGUGCAGACUUUGGACACAGAGGUCGACGACAGAGACAGAGAUGAGAGGGAAGGACCGGAAGAGAUGUCGGAAGCAGAAGAGGGCGGAGAGAGUGGUGUCGGAGAAGAAGAGGUUGACAGAGAAGACAGCGUUGAUUGUGAACCGAUUGCCAGCACUAGUAGUUCGGGUGAUAAGAGUGUCUCCAAUGAGCGCCCAUUUGUGUGUUUUUGGCCCAAUUGUGGCAAACGAUUCACUCGAAAAGAUCAUCUCAAAGACCACAAGAGUGCCGUCCAUUUGAAGCUUAAGAGAUUCAGAUGCGAUGUCGAGGGUUGUGGUCAACUAUUUUUUCAGAAGUCUAAUCUCAAUCAACACAAACGGCUGCAUUCGGGAGAAAAGCCAUUCAAAU
Messenger RNA from Oppiella nova, 468 nucleotides. The record is from the annotation of a GenBank genome assembly. NCBI's taxonomy places the organism in Eukaryota, Metazoa, Arthropoda, Arachnida, Sarcoptiformes, Oppiidae.